CUUUUCUACUAAUAGAAAGAGGUGUAGGCUAACACUGCCGAUGCCGUGUGGCAGUGGUGGUUAACCAUGCACUAAUUGUGAACUUAGGAUUGAACCAGCAGUAUUUCGAGACCGUGUAAGGGAAAGGAUACAGGAAAUCGACAAUUGACCAGCUGAAUAUAGCGCGAUUGGAUGCUCAGCUUAGAAGCAUUACGUCCAAAAGAUUAGCUGUGUGAUAGGACGCCCACCCAGACCAAAAAGACAAGUGUUCACCGAUUUGUUUACGAUUCGAAUGACUGGGUACCAUGAAUAGCUCGUGCACAAUGUGGUUUGAGGUGAUGACCCUCGUAAGCGAACAGUUACUGGGUGAAAAGUAUAAAUACAAGCUUGAAGUCCCAGGCUGUCACUGUCAACAUUUCCUUCGCAUCACCCUUUUAAGUCCAGAGUAACAAAUAUCUUCUCUUGAAGUCCGCCGCAGCUAUGGCUUUCCUUGAUGCGACGCAGUGUGAUGCUGUCGACUUCCCGCCUGGUCUUAACAGGGCUUGUGAAGAAGCUGAAGUGCCGAUCAAUGGAUCUUCGAAUGUCAAUAUACCAGUCCUUGGGCUUGCGGAGAUUAUUCUCAGACUACAAGUUGAAGCUAGUCAAGCCAAAUAUAAGAAUUUUCGAUCGAUGUACUCUAGCGUCGUCGGUGCUAUUACAACAGAUGUUGCAGCUAUGGUCGUACCACUUGAUGAUCAUAUGGUGCACAGAGGUCAUUCUGUUUUCGAUACUACUACCCUUGUUAACGGGAAUCUUUACGAGCUUGACACUCAUCUGGAUCGCUUUCUUGAUUCAGCUGCAAAAGCGAAGAUUUUACCACCCUUCAAUCGGGCAAUGAUACGAGAGAUCCUAAUGCAAACUGUGGCAGCCGGUAGCUGUAAAGAUGGGACUCUACGGUUCUGGCUGUCGGCCGGACGAGGGAAUUUUGAAUUGUCUACUAAGAACUGCGAGGCAUCACUUUAUGCCUGUCUAUUGGAGAGAAGCCCUAUCCAAAACAUCAGCGAUGAAAAAGUGGCUCCACUCAAGGUGGUCACCUCUACUGUGCCUAUCAAACCCAAAAUGUUUGCUACUAUGAAAACCACGAACUACCUCCCAAAUGCAUUAGCCUUGCGAGAGGCAGAGGAGAAAGGCGCACAAGCUGGCAUUUGGUUGGACGAGGAAGGCAACGUAGCUGAGGGGAAUAAUUUGAACGUUGGAUUUAUAUCUGAGGGCGAACUACUGCUUCCUCCAUUUGAUUCAAUACUACCAGGGUGCACAGCAAGACGACUGCUGAAGCUUGUACCGGAGCUGGUGAAGAAGAACAUCAUACCGGGACUGAAGGGUGUGACGUUGGCUAAGAUUUCACUUGCAGAAGCUAAGAAGUCUGCAGAAAUGAUGCUCUUGGGUAGUUUUGUGACGGUCUUACCUAUUGUGGAAUGGGAUGGAAAACCAGUUGGAAACGGAAAGCCAGGUCGUAUUUCAUUGGCCUUACGCCAGUGCUUGCAGCAAUGUAUGUUGACAGCACCGUCUGAUCUGCUUACCCCUGUGCCCCAUAUACCAAGUGCACAUUCAACUCCUUCGAAUGCAUCAGUUGCGAGUAGCUACUCGAAAAUGUCUGGGCCUGCAGAUCACCCAUCCAAAUGCACCGUCCUCCAGGAACCUUCUUCUGUGCUCGCCGGCUCUGAAGUUGAUAUCAAGAUAAAGCGCCAGAGAAUCCCUGAACAGAUGCUGCCUGGCCUGAAUAGGCUUGCGAAUUAUCCCAUUGCUGGCACAUGAUCAAACCAAUUUUCUUUUGUAUAACAACUUUGGUUUUGCAUAUUUAAUCCUAGCAAAGCAUUUCUUUUAGGUAUACCCGGAUUUGAAUAAUUCUUUGUACCAGUAAAGAUUGGCAGAUGGUAGAAUUAGCCUCACGUGUAAAUACAGUGAUUGAAUCGAUUCUCUGAUUUUUUUGUGAUGAUCACGAUACAGUCAACAUUGAAGCAUUCAGAAAAUGAAUAAGCGUCUGAAUGACAUUAUUUUUUGUAUUUAUAUCUUUAAUAACAACAUACACCAAUUUUUAUUA
Physcomitrium patens is the source of this 2059-nucleotide messenger RNA. RefSeq names its product D-amino-acid transaminase, chloroplastic. NCBI's taxonomy places the organism in Eukaryota, Viridiplantae, Streptophyta, Bryopsida, Funariales, Funariaceae. The record is from RefSeq and is a predicted model, not a curated record. Gene Ontology annotation, molecular function: catalytic activity. Gene Ontology annotation, biological process: carboxylic acid metabolic process.